Molecule: messenger RNA, 913 nt
Organism: Girardinichthys multiradiatus
Lineage: Eukaryota; Metazoa; Chordata; Actinopteri; Cyprinodontiformes; Goodeidae
Gene: tslig1
Product: zinc finger and BTB domain containing 8 opposite strand
Exons: 7
Coding region: 99-587 (162 amino acids)
Biological process (GO): tRNA splicing, via endonucleolytic cleavage and ligation
Cellular component (GO): tRNA-splicing ligase complex
Source: RefSeq, a predicted model, not a curated record
AGUUCAGACAUUGAAUGCAGCAUUAGCCUUUAGCUCAGCGACAUGGUGUUAAAUAGAAACACUCAUCAUUUUCAGGUUUAAAUCAAUUUCCUACUUCGAUGGACGACCGUCAGCUAGACCUAACCAAGGAACAACAAGCUACUAAAUCAAAAUACCCUCCAAUCAACAAGAAAUAUGAAUACCUGGAUCAUACAGCAGACGUGCAAAUUCACUCCUGGGGAGACUCUUUGGAGGAAGCUUUUGAGCAGUGUGCGAUGGGGAUGUUUGGCUACAUGACUGACACAGAGACGGUGGAACCCCUCGAUACUGUUGAAGUGCAAUCAGAGGGUGAAGACAUGGAGUCUCUUCUCUUCCACUUCUUAGACGACUGGUUAUACAAGUUUUGUGCAGAUCUCUUCUUUGUCCCUAGGGAGAUCAAAGUCGUGUCCAUUGACAGAAUGCACUUCAAGAUUCGCUCCAUUGGGUGGGGUGAAGAAUUUUCUCUGGCAAAGCAUCCACAGGGAACCGAAGUGAAAGCUAUCACAUACUCUGCAAUGCAGAUCCACGAUAAAGAAAAACCAGAAAUAUUUGCCAUCAUUGAUAUCUGAGGAUACCUCUGAGGGAAGAUCACACUCCUGGUUCACUGGAACUGCUCAGUCUAUACGGCCAAUUUAACUGGUCUUUUCAUUUUAUUUGACACACUGAUUAUUAACUAGCAAAAUCACGUGUUCUGCUUUUGGUGAACUGUUUACUAAUUAGCUCCCUUAAGGACUGAUAUAAUUAAAGGACCUCGGCUGAUGAAGUGAAAUGUUGAACUUAAAAAAAAAGAACUUUAAAUAAACAAAUGUCUGCAAUAUAGAGGAUGUAAAUGUCAUAAAAGUAAUGAAGAUGUUUACUUAAAGUCAUUGUUAAUAAAACUUAUGAUAAACACUGA